UCUCCAUUGGCCGGGGCAGAAAGGGGAGGUAACCACUGGGAGACUGAUUCUUUAAACAAACUUUCCAGUAGGACUGCCUGCUUCCCUUCGCACUGCUCUGUUGGACCCAGACAGAAGGAGUUUGAGGGACUUCCAGACAUUUCUACCUGAAGCCAAGGCCCAGAACCAGCCGCCACCAUGUCGAGCAAACGUGCCAAGGGAAAGACCACCAAGAAGCGUCCUCAGAGGGCCACCUCCAACGUCUUCGCCAUGUUCGACCAGUCUCAGAUCCAGGAGUUUAAAGAGGCGUUCAACAUGAUCGACCAGAACAGAGACGGGUUCAUCGACAAGGAGGAUCUGCAUGACAUGCUGGCCUCUCUGGGUAAGAACCCCUCUGAUGAAUACCUGGAGGGGAUGAUGAGCGAAGCACCGGGGCCCAUCAACUUCACCAUGUUCCUCACCAUGUUUGGAGAAAGGCUGAACGGAACAGACCCUGAAGACGUCAUCCGCAACGCCUUUGCCUGUUUCGAUGAGGAGGGAUCUGGUGUGAUCCACGAGGACCAUCUGAGGGAGCUUCUGACCACCAUGGGCGAUCGCUUCACAGACGAAGAUGUGGACGAACUGUUCCGAGAGGCUCCAAUUGACAAGAAGGGCAACUUCAACUACGCAGAGUUCACCCGCAUCCUCAAACACGGCGCCAAAGACAAGGAUGACGAGUAGAGGGAGAACAGACCGCCUCAGGGCCCCCGCACACACACACACACUGCACUGCAAAUCAAUCACUCGCUCCUACCUUUAUGAACAUAGUAGGUUCUAGAGAAAUCGGAUGGAAAUAGUAUAUCAAAGUCUUUUAUAAAAGGGCAUAACUGUCCAUAGUGUUUCAUUUAUUUAGAUUGAAACAUGUUUUUGAAAGGUAGGAGCUUGGGAUUUGUUCGGGUUUCAGAGAGAUGUUAUCGCAAUUGUACUUACUUUUUGACUCGUAUCAUCAUUGAAGGUUACCAUGAAGCGUGGAGCAUUUGAACAUUGUAACUACAAGUCUACUGCGAUUACAGCCACUUAAGACAGCUGGUUGCAAGUUUUACAUUUGGCAUCAAACAUGCGUGUGUGUGUGUUUGUGUGUGUGUGUGUUUGUACAGUACCAGCAAUGUUUACCUCUUCCGGCCAAUUAGCUACCACACCUGCACAAGCACUGCAACAACUUUUCACAUCUGCAAUUUUUGUAUCCUUGUAAGUUCGAAAUAGAUAAAAAGAUUUCAUUUUGAUUGUGUUUUAUAAAAGUGGUGAGCUUGAUAAAUGUUUAGUAAAGCUUCAAGUCUAAACUCUUCCUCCCAUCGGCUGGUUUUGUGUAUUUUUUAAAGGAUCAGGUAUGUUUGUAUUUUGAAGGAAUUCAGUCUUUAAAUGUUGUUCAGGCUAAUAAAGUAAGUUUAUUCAUUC
This is a messenger RNA of Eleginops maclovinus (Patagonian blennie), 1413 nucleotides long. It is a transcript of the gene myl9b, whose product is annotated as myosin, light chain 9b, regulatory. NCBI's taxonomy places the organism in Eukaryota, Metazoa, Chordata, Actinopteri, Perciformes, Eleginopidae. The coding region runs from base 178 to 699 and encodes 173 amino acids. The record is from RefSeq and is a predicted model, not a curated record. Gene Ontology annotation, cellular component: cytoplasm; myofibril; stress fiber. The transcript is spliced from 4 exons. Gene Ontology annotation, molecular function: calcium ion binding. Gene Ontology annotation, biological process: myofibril assembly; platelet aggregation.